UCUGCAUGGAGCCCGAAGUGUCCCAUUCAAAUCCUUUUCCUUCUGCUGCUUUUGAGUCUUCCUCCACAUUUCUUUAGGUCCUACACAAAUCUCAACUUUUGGACUUUUGGGACUACUUUUCCCCCCUUCUUUUUGAUUCUCCUUGGAAUUGUAUCGCCUUUGAAUAUGUUAAAAUGGGGCUGCUGACGCCAUUCCUGCUAUUUGGAUUUGUCCAUUUUCAAGUUAAUGGAUCUCGUCUUCGUCAGGAAGACUUUCCACCUCGAAUCGUAGAACAUCCAUCAGAUGUAAUUGUUUCUAAAGGAGAGCCAACAACUUUGAACUGUAAGGCUGAAGGAAGGCCAACUCCUACCAUUGAGUGGUACAAAGAUGGAGAGCGUGUGGAAACUGACAAAGAUGAUCCCCGGUCACACCGCAUGCUGCUUCCUAGCGGAUCUUUAUUUUUCUUACGAAUUGUACAUGGACGCAGGAGUAAACCAGAUGAAGGAAGUUAUGUGUGUGUUGCAAGGAACUAUCUGGGCGAAGCUGUGAGUCGUAAUGCAUCUCUAGAAGUAGCAUUGCUACGGGAUGAUUUCCGGCAAAACCCCACAGAUGUUGUUGUGGCAGCAGGUGAACCAGCUAUUUUAGAGUGCCAGCCUCCUCGAGGACAUCCUGAGCCCACUAUCUACUGGAAAAAAGACAAAAUCCGAAUUGAUGACAAAGAAGAGAGAAUCAGUAUACGAAGUGGAAAGCUUAUGAUUUCAAACACAAGAAAGAGUGAUGCUGGAAUGUACACGUGUGUCGGCACCAAUAUGGUGGGAGAACGGGACAGUGAUCCAGCAGAGCUGACUGUCUUUGAACGACCUACAUUUCUCAGGAGACCAAUCAACCAGGUGGUUUUGGAGGAAGAAGUUGUAGAAUUCAGAUGCCAGGUACAGGGAGAUCCUCAGCCAACAGUGCGUUGGAAGAAAGAUGACAAUGACUUGCCAAGAGGAAGAUAUGACAUCAAAGAUGACUACACCUUGCGUAUUAAAAAGGCAAUGAGCACAGAUGAGGGGACCUAUACAUGUAUAGCUGAAAACAGAGUUGGAAAAGUUGAAGCAUCUGCUACUCUCACAGUUCGAGCACCUCCACAGUUUGUGGUAAGGCCACGCGAUCAGAUUGUUGCCCAGGGCCGAACAGUGACCUUUCCAUGUGAAACUAAGGGAAAUCCUCAGCCAGCUGUGUUUUGGCAAAAAGAAGGCAGCCAGAAUCUUCUCUUUCCAAACCAGCCUCUCCAGCCCAACACCAGGUAUUCUGUAUCACCAACAGGAGAUCUUACUAUCACCAAUAUUCAGCGGUCUGAUGCAGGCUACUACAUCUGCCAAGCACUCACUGUUGCUGGAAGCAUUUUAGCAAAGGCUCAGUUGGAAGUUACAGAUGUUUUAACAGAUAGGCCUCCACCCAUCAUUCUCCAAGGACCUGUGAACCAGACACUGGCAAUCGAUGGAACAGCUUUGCUGAAGUGCAAGGCUACUGGUGAUCCAAUGCCUGCUAUCAGCUGGUUAAAGGAAGGAUUCACUUUCCUGGGCAGAGAUCCAAGGACAUCUAUACAGGACCAAGGAACUUUGCAAAUUAAACCUUUACGGAUAUCCGACACUGGCACCUAUACUUGCGUUGCUACAAGUUCAAGUGGAGAAACAUCUUGGAGUGCUGUGCUAGAUGUGACAGAAUCUGGGGGAGCAGCAGUCAGCAGGAAUUAUGAUUUAAAUGACCUCCCUGGGCCACCAUCCAAGCCUCAGGUCACUGAUGUCACUAAGAAUAGUGUCACCUUGUCUUGGCAGCCAGGCACCCCUGGAAACCUACCCACUAGUGCAUAUAUCAUUGAGGCUUUUAGUCAGUCAGUGAGCAAUAGCUGGCAAACAGUUGCUAACCAUGUAAAAUCAACACCUUACACUGUGAGAGGACUUCGUCCAAAUACAAUCUACCUGUUUAUGGUGAGAGCUAUCAACUCACAAGGUUUGAGUGACCCCAGCACCAUGUCAGAGCCUGUCCGAACCCAAGAUAUCAGCCCACCAGCACAAGGCGUGGAUCACAGGCAAGUCCAAAAAGAGCUUGGGGAUGUCAUUGUCCGGCUACAUAAUCCCGUUGUGUUGACCCCUACCACAGUUCAAGUUACCUGGACGAAAGAGCCCUGCAAGGGACUCAGGCUUAUGGGGAACAACACCAUCUGCCCUAGUAGCACUUCUGUGGCAAGGGCAGGCUGCCACUUGCUGGAUGGAAAGGGACUCUGCAUGGUUGACCGCCAGUCCCAAUUUAUUCAAGGUUAUCGAGUUAUAUAUCGCCAGACAUCAGGACUACCUUCUCCUUCUGCAUGGCAGACCCAAGAGGUUAAAGUUCCAAUAGAGCGCAGUGCUGUCCUAGUCAACUUGAAAAAAGGGGUUACUUAUGAAAUUAAAGUUCGACCGUAUUUCAAUGAGUUCCAAGGGAUGGACAGUGAAUCAAAAUCUGCCCGUACCACUGAGGAAGCUCCAAGUGCCCCUCCACAAUCUGUUACUGUUCUGAUGGUUGGAAACCACAACAGCACCAGUAUCAGCAUUUCUUGGGAUCCUCCACCUCCAGAUCACCAAAAUGGAAUAAUUCAAGAAUACAAGAUCUGGUGCUUGGGUAAUGAAACAAAAUUUCAUAUCAACAAGACUGUAGACGCAGCCAUUCGAUCUGUAGUGAUUGGAGGCCUCUAUCCAGGUAUUCAGUACAGAGUAGAAGUUGCAGCUAGUACCAGUGCUGGUGUAGGAGUGAAAAGUGAGCCACAACCCAUAGUCAUUGGAAGUCGUAAUGAAGUUGUCAUCACGGAAAACAACAAUAGCAUAACGGAACAAAUAACAGAUGUUGUCAAGCAACCUGCCUUUAUAGCUGGAAUUGGUGGUGCGUGCUGGGUAAUACUGAUGGGUUUCAGUAUCUGGCUGUACUGGCGCCGAAAGAAGAGGAAGGGCCUCAGCAAUUAUGCAGUCACAUUUCAAAGAGGAGAUGGAGGACUUAUGAGCAAUGGAAGUCGGCCAGGCCUGUUAAAUGCAAGUGACCCCAGUUAUCCUUGGCUUGCGGAUUCUUGGCCUGCCACCAGCCUGCCGGUAAACAACAGCACUAGUGGGCCAAAUGAUCUUGGGAAUUUUGGUCGUGGAGAUGUACUGCCUCCAGUGCCCGGCCAAGGGGAUAAAACCGCCACAAUGCUUUCUGAUGGAGCCAUUUAUAGCAGCAUUGACUUCACUACCAAAGCUAGUUACAAUAGUUCCAGCCAAAUAACACAGGCAACUCCAUAUGCCACAACGCAAAUACUGCAUUCCAACAGCAUCCAUGAAUUGGCAGUCGAUUUACCAGAUCCCCAGUGGAAAAGUUCAAUUCAGCAAAAAAGUGACCUAAUGGGAUUUGGUUACUCUCUACCUGAUCAGAGCAAAGGCAACAAUGCCUUACUUUACAUCCCUGACUACCGAUUGGCUGAGGGAUUGUCUAAUAGAAUGCCACACAACCAGUCACAAGAUUUCAGCACCACCAGCUCUCACAACAGCUCAGAAAGAAGUGGCAGCCUCUCAGGUGGGAAAGGAGGGAAGAAAAAGAAAAACAAAAAUACUUCCAAACCUCAGAAAAAUAAUGGGUCUAACUGGGCCAGCGUUCCUCUUCCUCCCCCUCCAAUACAGCCUCUUCCAGGCACAGAACUAGAGCACUAUGGUUUGGAUCAGCAAGAAGCAGGGUAUGACAGUGAUGGUUGGUGCCCACCAUUACCGGUCCAGACAUACUUGCAUCAGGGAAUGGAGGAUGAGCUUGAAGAAGAAGAUGACAGGGUUCCUACACCUCCUGUCCGAGGAGUGGCUUCAUCGCCUGCAAUCUCUUUUGGACAGCAGUCCACUGCAACACUAACACCCUCUCCACGGGAGGAGAUGCAACCUAUGCUUCAAGCCCACCUUGAUGAACUGACCAGGGCCUAUCAGUUUGAUAUAGCAAAGCAAGCAUGGCACAGUCAAAGCAAUACUCAGCCUCCCCAGACCCCAGUUCCACCAUUAGGAUAUGUGUCUGGAACUCUAAUAUCAGAUUUGGAAACAGAUAUUCCGGAGUAUGAGGAUGAGGACGAUAUUGAAGAAGCUAUAGAAAUCACAAGGCCACUGAGAGGACUGGAGCAUACUCCAGGCUCCAGCAUGGACAAUCUAGACAGCUCUGUGACAGGUUCACUUGUAAAUGGAUGGGGUUCUGCGUCUGAUGAGGACCGUAACUUUUCUAGUCAUAGAUCUAGUGUAGGUAGCUCAUCAGAUGACUCCAUCUUUACCAGCGGCAGUUUUGCACAAGCUCUGGUUGCAGCAGCAGAUAAAGCUGGGUUUAGGCUGAAUGGAACCAGCCUAUCAAAAACAGGCAAACCAUAUUCGUCCUCUCAGAGGCCUCGGCCAACCAGCCCAUUUUCCACUGACAGCAACGCCAGUGCAAGCCAGAAUCAAAGUCAAAGGCCUAGGCCUACCAAAAAACACAAGGGAGGCAGAGUGGACCAGCCUCCAUUGCCUCAUCGUAGGGAAGGGAUGACAGAUGAUCUUCCGCCACCACCAGACCCACCCCCUGGUCAGGCUUUAAGGCAACAGAUAGGCCCUGGCCAACGUGGAGGUUCGACAGAGAGGAAAGGAAGCUCUCUAGAACGACAGCACACAUCCAGCAUAGAUGAAACAAAGAGUUCUUUGGAUCGUCAAGCUAGAACGUCACUAGAGUGGCAGCGGCAAACCCAGGAAUGGAUAACCUCCACAGAACUUCAAGGCCAGCAAAAGCCAGCAUUUGGAUCAGAAGAGGCACUGGUGCCAUAUAGCAAGCCUAGCUUCCCAUCCCCAGGUGGUCACAGCUCUUCAGGUACAGCAUCUUCAAAAGGGUCAACUGGACCCAGAAAAGGCGAGGUCAUACGAGGAGGUCAUCAACGCAACACCAGUGAUCUAAUUGAUGUAGGCUAUAUUGGGUCAAACAGCCAAGGACAGUUUUCUGGUGAAUUAUAGUAGUUGAACUGAGACAUCUUGAGCUGCUCUCAAGGGCCAUCAUGGUCUGAACUCAUGGAAGUGAUGACACUAAAACAGUGCAAUGAACAUUUUCUUUAUUUAUGUACUUACUAUUAAAAGAACUGUAAAUGCAAUGUAAAGACACACAACCACACAUAUCCCACAGAUACUCUACCUGUGUUCUUCUCUUUACUACACCUUCCACCUUAAUCUAUUUCUUAUCAAGCAUAUAUAAUGGAAAAAAAUCACCCUCCAGGAUGAAAUGGAUUUCCCGUGUAUAUAAUUUCUUUUUAUUGCAUUGCUAUGCAACUCACCUUUUUUUUAGCUAUGUUCAUAUUAUUGUCUGUUCUUAUUGGUCUGUUGUAUUAUAUGUGAAUUAAUAGGCUGUGGUGCCAUAUAAUAACUUUUAAUUGUGUAACUUUUUAUGUUUAAAGUUUGCACUGCAACUUUUUUGUUGGUGAUAAGCACAAAACUCUUACUCCUCGUGACAUGAAGAAGAAAAAAAGACUGAAUGUGAAAGGAGUCUAUGUACUGUAAGCUAUGUUGGAUAAUGCUGGAUGUAAUGAAUUAUGUUAGGUGGUUUUCCAUUUGGGUGUAGAAUUAGGAAGAUGACUGGCAAAACUGAUGUUAACAAAGGCUUAUUGGGACAUCCGGGAUAGAAUCCUAUCUGAAAUAACAAGCAACAUGUUGCUUUUACCAUUUAAAAAAGGGGUCAAAUGAUGGAAGUGUGAGUUUCAAGACCAGAUUAGAACUGAAAGCCUCCUCUCUUCUUAGUAUCAGUUUUCAUUUGUUCAACACAGUUGAACUCGCUACAAAGGAAGGAAGUUAAGGUGUUUCACUAAAGCUGUUUUUAAAUAUAUUACAGUUUUAAAGAAUUACUGAUGUUCUCUCUCCUCCAGGAAACACAAACCAUAUGAACUAGCAGGAGUUAAAGGUGCAAUUUAUGAUUGAGAUAUCCAAGCUGCUUCCAAAAAACAAAACAAAAAAAACCUAGAUUAUCUUAGUUCAUCUUUCCAAUACAUGUACAGUACAAUGGAAGGUGUAAAGCUGCAUCACUUGAAAUUCAUGGCAUAAUUGUUUUUAUGCAGUCUCUACAUAAUUUUGUGUUGUAUUAUCUGAAAUUUCCAGAAACUGAAACCCAAUUAAUUUGUACUUAGACCCCGGGUUAAAAUGUUUGGGGGAAAAGCAAUGGUAAAGUUAUACUCAGUUUGAAAUUAAUAUGACUUUUGCCAAUUCACUGCAUUAUUGGAAACUGGAUAGAAACAAGGAAAAGAAAAUGUCUUUGACCUAUUUUUGAUGAGUAAAUUUCAAGCCUCUUCUUAUGAAAACAUGAUGCAUGUUUAUACACUUUUUGAAUAAACCAAACUCUCUGUAAGUGGACAUUAACAAAAGCAUCCUGUCUCAUCAUUAGUUCUCAUGACUUUCUCCAGCUUUGCUACAGUAUUUUUAGUUCUCUGUUAGAAAUACUGUACAUGUAUAUCAAAUGCAUUAAAUAUUUUAUUUAAAGUUUAAAUCAUAGAGCUUACUUCAUUCAGUCACAUCAUUAUUACAAACUUCCAUUCAAACAUAUCUUAUGUACGAUCAGUCCAUGUUGUUUUAUACUUUGCCUUGGUGCUCACACUGCUGCUAAGCGAAGUACACGUUUAGAACAAGCAAAUAAAUCUGCUAAAUAUGUGUUGCUUUUUAUUACAUUACAUUGGAAUUGUUGAUAAGGUAGAACAUUUUCAUUACCAAUUGUAAAUCAGCACUGCAAAUAUCAAAUUUUCUCAUUUAUUUACGAUCAGGGCAUUGGCAAACCAAAAAAAAAAAAAAAAGUUCAAGGAAAAGUAUUUUCUGAGUUUAUGUGACCUAGGAAUUUAUGUAUGUUCCUGCUUAUUAAAAUGCUGGAUAUAGUUAAAGCCAUUAUUUUUAAAUGUACAGAAAUGUUCAACAAAUGUAUAAAAAAUGACAUUUUUCCUUUCCUGAACUGAGUAUGUUAAUGUGAAGGAAGGCACCAUGUUCCAGCAAUAGUAAUCUAGGUAGAGAAAUAGGCCUGUGCACACAGAGCCAUGUAAUGGAGAUGCAAUAAGCUUCUCCUAAGGGGAGAUAAAUCCCCACACCUCCAGCAGCCUCCCCGAGCAUCUGGUACACCUAUGUUUGCAAUGGAGAACAGUAUCCUUACCCUUGCAACAUCAGAUUGGUGUUAUGAGGGGCUUCUGAAUGCAGUACCUCACAGCACCAGUCAGUGGUUAGAUUGGAAUGGGAAUAUAGCCAAAGGGUAUUUGAUUCCAUCUCUGUGACACAUCCCCCCUCUUGUUCUUGUCCAGUGAUCAGUGCUCUGAAGGGCUUUAUUCAGAAGCCCCCGACAGCACUGAUGCUUACUGAGAGGCUGAGAGGCUCCCUUCCCCAGGUCUCAACUCACCUGAAAGUUGCCCAUGACUCAAAAGGAGUUUCUGCACUCUACAUUGCCUCAGGUUUUGCUGCUGUGAGUUUUUUUAUUGUUGUUGUUGUUCAGGUGGAUUCAUAUGACCUAAGUAGCUUUGAUACUUUUUGUGGAAAGCAGUAUAUAAACUUGAGUAAUAAAAUGAAUAAAUAAAUAAAAUAUUUCCCUCAUGGUGACUUAGACUAAAAUAUAGGAAAUCUUAGUCUUGAGAGU
Messenger RNA from Elgaria multicarinata webbii, 7608 nucleotides. It is a transcript of the gene ROBO2, whose product is annotated as roundabout guidance receptor 2. Gene Ontology annotation, biological process: cell-cell adhesion. The record is from RefSeq and is a predicted model, not a curated record. The transcript has 30 exons. Gene Ontology annotation, molecular function: protein binding. Lineage: Eukaryota; Metazoa; Chordata; Lepidosauria; Squamata; Anguidae. Bases 174 to 4973 code for a protein of 1599 amino acids.